Molecule: messenger RNA, 2843 nt
Organism: Rhineura floridana
Lineage: Eukaryota; Metazoa; Chordata; Lepidosauria; Squamata; Rhineuridae
Gene: DEAF1
Product: DEAF1 transcription factor
Exons: 13
Coding region: 731-2485 (584 amino acids)
Biological process (GO): regulation of transcription by RNA polymerase II
Cellular component (GO): nucleus
Molecular function (GO): DNA binding; DNA-binding transcription factor activity, RNA polymerase II-specific
Source: RefSeq, a predicted model, not a curated record
AAAUCGGGCCUGCCUCUUCUAACCAGCCCUGGCGUUAACAGCGCCGCCUCAGCAGCACCGCGCUCACCUCGCUUGACGGCCGCCAUUUUUCUAUUUCCCCCUCACUCCCCGCCCCUCCUCCAUUCCUCCAAUAUCCCGACUGUCCUUGCGCAGCCUAACUCGGGGCUUCGUGAACCUUCGCAAAUAAUCGUUCGUUGGUUUUCACUCGGGCGGAAUUGCACGACGUAUUUCGGAACCCAUUUGUUCGGCUUGAAUCGGACAGCUCCGGACGGGUUUGUAAGGGGGCAGGAUUCAGAAAUCCCUGCUCGGGCUUUCCCUCCCUCAAUUCGGUCAUAGCCGAAAGGACUCGAGUCUUUUCGGCAAUCGCCAUUGCUUUUAGAAGCCAUGAUUAAUUUAGACCUGUUCGGGCACCGUCGCGAACUUUCGGCCCCAUUCUGUAUCGCUUCAGCUUGGAAUUAGGUUGAUCGGAAGAGAUCGGCAACUAUUCGGGCUUAUUCGGAUGAGACCGAAGAGAGUUCCGGAGGCCUCGGCAAGGGUGGCCAUCGGCGGCACUCGGGAGAGUACUCGGACAAGAUCGGAGAAAGCUUUGGGCAGUUCGUUUCCCUGCUCGGGAGCCGUCAAAACGCAGCUCGGGUAAAAUCGGACGAUAAAUCUCACUCGGACGGCCUCGGCUAACCUCGUGUCGUUCACCCUCUCCCACCCGCCCCCCCAUCGGUUAAGGCCGCUUCAGAUGGAGGACUCAGAGUCGGCCGCAAAGCAACUGGGUUUGGCUGAAGCGGCGGCGGUAGCUGCCGCUGCUGCAGUUGCUGCAGCAGCGGCAGCUGCCGCGGCCGCAGAGGCAUCAGAGCAGCAGCACCAGCAGCGUGUCGAGGCGAGUGGCUCAGGGGCGGAGCCACAAGAGGAAGAGGAGGUGACGGCGGUGACCGUAAUGGCGGCGGAUGCCGAGCACAUCGAGAUGGGGACCGAGUCCCUGCCGAGCACCGACGAGGCCGCAGCGGCCGCCUUCGCAGAAGUGACCACAGUAACCGUAGCCAAUGUGGGUGCCUCUGCAGACAACGUAUUCACUACUUCAGUGGCAAAUGCAGCAUCUAUUUCAGGACAUGUGCUGUCUGGAAGAACAGCUCUUCAGAUUGGGGACAGCUUGAAUGCUGAGAAAGCCACUCUAAUUGUCGUUCACACUGAUGGCAGCAUUGUAGAGACUGCAGGGCUAAAGGGGUCAUCCACACCUCUUACACCAGGGCCUCAGUCUCCUACUCCUUUAACAUCUGGGCAAGAAAAAGGUGGAACAAAAUAUAACUGGGAUCCUUCAGUGUAUGACAACGAAUUGCCCGUGCGGUGCCGAAAUAUCAGUGGGAUCCUGUACAAAAACCGACUUGGCUCAGGUGGUCGAGGACGCUGCAUUAAACAAGGGGACACUUGGUACAGCCCCACUGAAUUUGAAGCCAUGGCUGGGCGAGCCAGCAGCAAGGACUGGAAAAGAAGCAUCCGCUAUGCAGGAAGGCCAUUACAGUGUCUUAUUCAUGAUGGGAUAUUAAAUCCUCAUGCUGCUUCAUGCACUUGUGCUGCCUGCUGUGACGACAUGAGUUUGAGUGGCCCUGUAAGAUUGUUUGUCCCCUAUAAAAGACGGAAAAAAGAAAAUGAAUUGCCUACAACUCCAGUGAAGAAGGAUUCACCAAAAAAUAUCACUCUGCUUCCUGGAACUGCUGCCACUACUUUCACUGUGACUCCUUCAGGGCAGAUUACUACCUCUGGCACUCUGACCUUUGACCGUACAUCAAGUGUGGAGGCCACAGCUAUUAUCUCAGAAAGUCCAUCCCAAGGUGAUGUUUUUACUGGUACGUCUGUACAAGACACAAAUGUUCAGCAACCUUGCCGGGUCAGACAUCCAGAGCCUCACUACCCAAGUUACCAGGACAAUUGUCAGAUCUCAGCAUUCCCAGAAGCAGCAUUGCCAACUUCUCAUCCCAAAAUUGUAUUGACCUCACUCCCUGCCCUGGCUGUGCCACCUUCUACCCCCACCAAAACAGUAUCGGCUUCAGUGGUGAACGGACUUGAAAUGACAGAGCAGCGGAGCUGGCUGUACCUUGAGGAGACAGUCAACUCACUUCUCAACACAGCUCAGCAGCUGAAGACGCUGAUUGAACAAGCUAAGCAGGCCAGCUCUUCCUACCGAGAAGCCGCUGUCACUCAGGCAAAAAUUCAAGCUGAUGUGGAGAGGAAAGAGCAGUAUCAGAGUCAGCUGUUUCAACAAGCAGAAGACGUAGAUGGAAAAACAGAAAUCAUCAUUAAGCAAUCCUGUGUAAACUGUGGUCGCGAGGCAAUGAAUGAGUGCACUGGCUGCCAUAAAGUCAAUUACUGCUCAACUUUCUGUCAACGGAAGGAUUGGAAAGACCACCAGCACAUGUGUGGUCAGUCAGCCACAGUUACUGUUCAGGCAGAAGAGGUUGAUGUUGCGGACAAUGUGAUAGAGAAAGUUAUUGUCUGAAGAGUCCUAUCUCUUCAGUUUAUAGGGAUAUGUGUGUGGAGCAGACUGGCUGGACCAAUCAUCCUGCUGUGAAGUCCUACUGAUCUGAACUCAUCAAGAAGAUCCAGUUGUGGGGUUGUUUGCACAUUGCUGGCCAACUACUAUUCUCUAAUGGUGCUGGAAUGGAAAUAUUCAACGUGAGAACAUCAAGGGGCUUCACAUGUUUUAAGAGAACUCUGGAAUUUACAUUAUGUUUACAGUGCUUUGUAUGAAACUUCUGCAAAGCUGAUGGCUUAAAUUGUUGUAUCCUACAACCCUGCUGGAUGAUGGUGGUUCUUUGAAGUGACUUAUAAAUUCUUUAAAGUGGUUCAUGAGACCU